This is a messenger RNA of Acanthoscelides obtectus, 2021 nucleotides long. Lineage: Eukaryota; Metazoa; Arthropoda; Insecta; Coleoptera; Chrysomelidae. The record is from the annotation of a GenBank genome assembly.
AUGUGGGUCCACAGGAGCAUAGUGAUUACCCUAGGGGUAAUUCUACUCACCAAGUGGACGGACUCAAAAGCAGUUGGACCUACCAAUGGAACUAACGCAGAAGCAAAGCAUAAUAUUCAAAAAAGAGUAGGCUACGACUACUCGGUCGCAAUUCCUCCAACAGACGUGCACCACACGUACGAGAACUCCGGAGAUACCCAGUACCACCACGAGAACCACCAUGAGUACCACAAUCAGCACGAAGACGAGCACCAUUACGAGCACCAUGAAGAACACAAAGAUCACCAUGACCACCAUGACCACCAUGACCCAGGCUACUGGAAGAAGAAGAUGAUCUGGAAGAAGGGCUGGAAGAAGAUCUGGAAGCCGGCCAAGAAGCAGAUCUGGAAGCCCAGUUGGAAGAAGUACUGGAAGCCUAUAUGGGUGCCUACGCAGAAGCCUGCGUGGAAGGAGAUCAAGGUGCCGGAUUGGAAGAAAAUAUGGAAGCCAGUGUGGAAAACGAUACAGGUGCCAGCGUGGAAGGAGAUCCAAGUUCCCGAUUGGAAGAAGAUCUGGAAACCAGUAUGGAAGCCCAUACAGGUGCCAGCAUGGAAAGAGAUCCAAGUUCCUGAUUGGAAACGGAUUUGGAAACCUGUUUGGAAGGAAAUACAAGUGCCCGCUUGGAAGGAAAUUCAAGUGCCAGCAUGGAAAAAGCUUUAUAUACCAGUUUGGGUAAAAGAAGGCAUUCCAGGCAAGCAUUAUCUAGGCAAAGAUGAUCACGGUGCCGAAUACGUCGCUCACGACAUCUGGAAGAAAAAGUUGAUCUGGAAACCGAUCUGGAAGAAGUAUUGGAAACCUGCUAAGAAACAGAUAUGGGUGGCUGAUAAAAAACUGGAAUGGAUAGAAGCAUGGAAGCAGAUUUGGAGGACGGAGAAGAAACAAAUAUGGGUCGCUGACAAGAAACUCGUUUGGAAAGAAGCCUGGAAGCAAAUCUGGCGGACGGAAAAGAAACAAAUAUGGGUCACUGACAAAAAACUGGAAUGGAAAGAAGCAUGGAAACAGAUCUGGAGGAUAGAAAAGAAGCAAAUCUGGAUCCCAGACAAGAAAUUGGAAUGGAAGGAAGCGUGGAAGCAAAUUUGGAUACCUGACUGGAAGACGAUAUGGGUGCCAGCCUGGAAGCAGAUCUGGAGGCCGGUCAUAAUCCAGGAAUGGUUCCCUAGUCCAGAUCAUCACGACGUCCACCACCAUGGAGGUUGGGAUAGGAAGGACGAUGUACAGGACGUCCAGUAUGUGACGUCAACGCCCAGCACAACAGUCACCAGAAAAUCGUAGCAGCGCAGUGUGCUAAACGGCAAUGUGUACCUUUGUAAAUAUUAUUUAUAAGCGUUAUACGUGAUAAUUUGUUUAUUUUGCUUUGAAAUUGGGGGAAAAGGCAGUUGAAUACCAGUUGCUUGCCAACCCAUUCGCGGAUGUUCUCUUAUGUGGACGUUAUUGUGAUUCAUCAUGUGAGAUGCAUUAAGUUUUUGUCAUUAUAGAGAUUCGAUAGUUACCUUUUCAAAAAUUAUAAUAACUACUUUGUGCAAAUUAAUAGUUGUGCGGUGGAAGAAUCGGUGGUGGGGGCAUGGAACUUUUUAAAAAAAAUUGUCCACGAUAGUACGAAGUGAAUGGCCUACCGACACCAGAUUUUUCUUCAUUCAAAUUAGAUGCAAAUGAAUUUAAGUACACCACCGACACCAAAUGUUUUUCUUUCAUAUUAGGUACACGAAUAUAUUUCCAUUAUUGAGUCUCUUCCAAACGAAAGCUAAAAUUGAAAUUCAGUCUUUGAAAAAUUUGUUUGCCAUAUAUUUUCGAAAAAGUAGUCUUCAUCGAAAUUAUUUCGUCUCAUACUAUCAAACGAUGGUAUAUUAUUCUAUGGAGCGAGAAAGUUUUUGUUUUACAAAGUACGUACUUCCAAUUUAAGAGUUCAUUUGUUGUUAAUUUCGUUGUUAUUAUGUCGACUGACUUAUACGUAGUUACCGUUAAGUUGUUAUUUUUGUUACCGC